UAUUGAAAAUUUUAGUGAUUCGGAAAUUAUCGUUUGCGAUGGAGUCAUAUUUUUGUAUAACAAAUAUUGAUAGUAACACUGUUGAGAAUUAUUCAAAAUUAUGUCAUUUUCCUAUCGUUUCUCAAUCCGGUCGUGUACAUUGCAGAAAACUUUCCAUCGUUUGACGAAAUUCGCUUGAGAAUUAUUGUCGUAAGGAAAUAAGUCGAUUCGGGAGACAUCUUGUGAGUGAGGCGCAAGUUGCCUGUCUGAUUUUGUCUUUCACGUGAAAAGCAAGCAAAAUUAGUGCGGUGCUAAAAAAAGUCCGUAACCAUGGACGUAUCGUGGGACGCAGAUAAUUUUGAGCCCCGACUUCCGACCACGUUGGCAACUUCUAAUAAAUGGGAGGGUGAGGACGAGGAAGAAAACGUCAAGGAAAGUUGGGAGGACGAAGAAGAAGAAAAAAAAGAUGAGGAGAAAAAGGACGUUCAGGCACCGGCCACAAAGUCCAAAAAGAAAAUCCAGGAUAAAAUAGCCGAGAAAGAGCGUCUCGAACGCGAGAAGGCGGAGCGUCUGGCCGCCGAGAGAGAAGAGGAGAUGACGCCGGAAGAGAAGCUGGCUGAGAAACUGCGCCGUCAGAGGUUACAGGAGGAGUCCGAUCUGCGGCUCGCCAUGGAAACUUUUGGCGUAUCAGAAGUGGGCGGCGGCAAACUGGACAGCUUCCACCCGACAAACAAAGCUGAGUUUACGGACUUCUGCGAGCUCCUCUGCAAGAAAAUUAAUUAUUACAAGGCAAAGGAGGAGUUCCCGGCCUUCGUCGAUGAUCUUGUCAAGAAUAUUGUUGUUCAAAUGUCGUCCGCAGACAUAAAAAGGAUAAAAAUGACGGUAGACAAUCUGUAUAUUGAGAAACAGAAAGCUGAAAAGAAUGACAAGUCGAAGAAGGCGAACAAAGGCAAGGGCAAGGCGAAAUUAAAAGUCGAAGGCGACAAUGCCCAUCUCAACCAAUACGAUGCGUAUGGCAACUUUGACGACGACUAUGAUGACUUCAUGUGAUCAUCUCGCACCGACACACACACACGCCUGCUCUAUAACACACAUACAAACUGAUACAGUUGGGCUGGUCCGUAAUGUUUUAUGUUUGUUGGCCGUAGUUUGGUGUCUGCUAAUUAUUUAAUUCUCUAUUAAAUGGAGAUUUUUUUUUAUGCUCUUAAAAUUUGUUGUAUAAAGUUUUGAGUGCUGCAAAUGCAGACAUGCGAAUUGUUUAACGGUAUUGGAGAAUACUAAGGUAACAGUAACAUAUUUUUAGUCUAUGUUUUGUCUCUUUCCCCUCGAAAUUUUUUUUAUGAAUGCUUUAAUUACAACAAAAGAUGUCAUCGCUAAAAGUUUUUAACACAAUUGAAUAGAUUUUUCUCGGUUUGUUUAUAUCGUUAUAUCAUUUUACUAUUAAUCUUCAUGUCAUUCAGUUAAUAUAUUAGUAAUGUUGCAAUCUGUUGAAAAGUUGUAAAAAUUUGUCCGUAACAAGCUUAAAAUUUAACACAUAAUUAUUCGACAGGUUAUAGUCUAUGCAUGUGAAACCGCUGAAUUAUAUAAUAAUAAAUUCUCGGCAAUCAUGCUAAUCAUAAUACGAAUAUAUCUCAAUUAUGUAUUUAACUAAUUAGGAUAUUUUCGCAUUAUAAUAUAACGAAAAAUCAUACCAUAAAUUGAAAGCAAAGAAAAAAGAUUUUUAUGAUCAUAUCACGAUGUUUACAUUUAAUAACGGUUAAUGGUAUGUGCGUUGUGCAUUUUUCAUCUGCGGCUGGAUCUCAAUGUUCAUAGAUUUCUUAUAAUGUAUGUGAUGAAAUAACAGUAUAAUAUCCAUGCAUAAAUACCUAAUAACUUUUGUUGUCCCUUUUUUCUUACCUUUAUGUAUAAGCAAGAGCGAGACAAAUAGUUUUCUUUCUGUAGGAUACCUUAAAACAUUGCUUUUUUUUUCAAAUAUGGGCUACAGAAUACAAAAAAAAAAUUGUAUGAAAUGUCAUAAAGCAGGCGUAAAAGAUUGUAUAAGUGGAAAUUGAAUUUUAAUAAAUUUAUCCAUAUAUCAUAUAAUAAUGUAUGUUAAAACCAGAAUACAUAUUGUUUUGUAAGUAAUUAUUGUGCUUAGCAAGUUAUUUUAGCGUGAAAAGAAAUUAAAAUUCAAUUUUCUGGCUCAUCGGUAAGCUGCAUAUGUUAUUUUGUAAUAUACAGUCGAAUCGAACGGUUUACGGUUCGAUGUUAUGUUAUAUAGAUAAUAAAUUUUUUAUUGUGAUAA
Molecule: messenger RNA, 2263 nt
Organism: Zerene cesonia (dogface butterfly)
Lineage: Eukaryota; Metazoa; Arthropoda; Insecta; Lepidoptera; Pieridae
Gene: eIF3j
Product: eukaryotic translation initiation factor 3 subunit J
Exons: 7
Coding region: 310-1029 (239 amino acids)
Cellular component (GO): eukaryotic translation initiation factor 3 complex; cytoplasm
Molecular function (GO): translation initiation factor activity
Source: RefSeq, a predicted model, not a curated record